Rotaria sp. Silwood2 is the source of this 1215-nucleotide messenger RNA. The record is from the annotation of a GenBank genome assembly. Lineage: Eukaryota; Metazoa; Rotifera; Eurotatoria; Philodinida; Philodinidae.
AUGUCGUCUCCAACUCCAACAACACCAAGCGUUUAUCAUCCUAAACAUCGAUCAUGGUGGCCUAAACAUGAAUGUGUAAUAUGUGGUUCAAAAGCUAUUGGUAUUAAUUUUGGUGCGCCUACAUGUGCUCCAUGUAAAGCUUUUUUCCGUCGAAAUGCUCGACGAAAAGAAAUUUUACAAACACCUUGUCCAUUUCGGGAUACAGAUUCCACAAAUUUAAAUAAUAGUGAUAAUAAUGAAAAAUCAAGUUAUUGUUCACAAGUACGAUAUUGUUCAUCAUGUCGAUUACGUCGUUGUUUUGAUAUGGGUAUGAAAGAAGAAUUAGUUCGAACCGAUGAAGAAAAUGAACGAUAUAGACAACUUGUGGAAACUAAUAGACAACGUCGACAACAAUUAUUACAACAAGAACAAAUAGAAAAUUCAGUAGCAAUUCUUCGGCCAAUUGUAAAAGCAAGUGAUUUAUUGCAUGAAACAGAUUGGACUCAUUUAUCAAAUAUAGUUUUUGCUUAUGAAACUCAUUGUCUUAAAAAUUAUAUUCAACGACGUAAAAAUUUAUUUAAUACUAAAAUGCAAAUACCUAAUGAUCCAAAUGUAAAAAUAAAUUAUCAUUCAUCCACAACUGUUAAUAAUUUAACAUCAUUUACAUCAUUUCUAUCAUCAAUUCCAACUAUUCAAACUCUUGCAAAAUCUGAUCGAAUGUUUCUAUGUAAACAUAAUAUUCGUCCAUUAAUUUUACUUAAUUUACAUGAACUUGAACAAUUAUGUUAUUCCGAACCUUGGCAGUUAACUUAUGAUAAUCUUUCAGCAGAAUAUGUUUGUGGAAGUAAUUUAUUUCCUGAAUUUGUUAAUACGAAACGUCGAGCUGAACAAUUAUUAAUAACUGAUCCAGUAGUAACACGUCUUUGGCUUCUUGUACUAUUUUUUUCAACACCACUUCAUUGUUAUUAUCAAUCAACUUUACCAGAAAUAGAUGUUAAUCGAAGACGAACUAUUAUGAAAGUUCAAGAUAUAUAUAUAACAUUAUUAUGGAAAUAUUUAUCACAUCGUCAUGGUGAUACGGGAGCAAUUCGUAUAUUUUUAAAUCUCAAUGCUGUUUAUUUACGAAUGCAACGAAUAAGUCAAGCAGUAAAUAAAGAAAUUCGAACACGAAAUGAUUUAUCAGCAUUAAAUGAAGCAUUCAAUCGAGCAGUGAUUAUUGACAGUGACAAUAAAUAA